Molecule: messenger RNA, 1146 nt
Organism: Portunus trituberculatus (swimming crab)
Lineage: Eukaryota; Metazoa; Arthropoda; Malacostraca; Decapoda; Portunidae
Product: zinc finger BED domain-containing protein 5-like
Exons: 3
Coding region: 151-1146 (331 amino acids)
Source: RefSeq, a predicted model, not a curated record
CUACACCAGUGGUUCUCAAACUAUGGGUCGCGAGAUCAAUUUUGAUGGGUCGCAGGGACACAGGAACAUUAUCAUGCUUUCAGUGUUUCAGUGUAUUUCAGUUGCUUAAUUGAAUUAUUCUUCUUUAACCACAAAUUACUUUUGUUAUGUAUGUUCAUCUUCCCCCCACCUCCCUCCUCCUGGGCCCCAUGUAAUGGUGUCUCUGACAGGAAUGACUCCUGUAUCAAACGCGUAUGUUGGACUGGCAGUGGGCCCGUGUAUGCUCGCGCGCGGUGUCUAUUUUCCACCGACCGCAGGCGAGGGAGGUUGUGCCGUUUGCAGUCAUUUGUAAUGGCGAAACGAUCAUACAAGGAUGCCUUCCUAGACUUCGGAUUCACAAACAUCGUUGAUCAUGGAAUCAUCAAGCCUCAGUGUGUUAUCUGCUGCGAAGUUCUGUCAAAUGAGUCGCUGAAAUCUAAUAAGUUGAAAAGACAUCUGACUUCAAAGCACCCUCAACAUGCUCUCCAAGAGAGAGCUUUUUUUGAAAGAAAAGAAGCUGCUCUGAAACGACAAAGGUUCGAGACACCUGACAAUCCAGCAGUAGUGGCUUUGAAGCAAGCCACAUUGGCAUCAUAUAAGGUUGCAUGGAGAAUUUCAAACAAGAAAGCACCCCACACUAUUGGAGAAGAUCUCGUCAAGCCUGCAGCCAUUGACAUGGUAAAAACGGUGUGUGGAGAAGACGUAGCAAGAAAACUGGAAAUUAUCCCGUUGUCAAAUGACACUGUGCGCAGGAGAAUAGUGGACAUGUCACUUGAUAUCAAACACCAAGUAGUAGAUCGCAUCAAGGCCAAGGGAGCCUUUAGCUUGCAGCUAGAUGAGUCAACAGACGUAAGUGAUAACGCCCAACUGUUAGUUUAUGUUAAGUAUGAGGGGCCAGUAGAUCUGGAAGAGGAGUUUCUCUUUUGUCGUGCAUUGCCAACAACCACUACAGGAGAAGAUAUUUUUCAAAUGGUUGACCAGUUCUUGAAAGAGGAAGAACUUUCAUGGACAAACUGCUUCAGCAUUUGUUCUGACGGAGCACCAGCGAUGCUUGGGAUAUUUUCAGAUUUAUCCGUGCCAGAUUCACACAUUUUGUAUGAGCCCACCGGUUACACAGACAACAUUUAA